AUGCCCUCGCACCACGGCGAUCACGGUGGUGAAGGUCACGGCGGCGGCGGCGGCGUCGCUGAGGUAGUCAAGGACCGCGCCUCCGUCGUCGUCAACGAGAUCUCCCGCGGGCCCGUCAACAACGAGAUCAUCCUCGCGAACCGGGAACGAGAUAUCGCCGUCGUGCCGCCGGGCGCGCAGGUCAUCAACGAGGUCACCACCACCGAGGUCUUCCCUGGCCGUCCGGGGUACGGGUACGGAUAUGGGCCUGGGCCGGCGGGCUACCAGCUCUGUUCGCAGUGUCGGCGUUACUGGCACAACUCCUUCUCCGAGACCGUCUGCUACCGCUGCCGCUCGUCCUACGGCUACCGAGACCGCUUCGACGACCGGUACAGCUACCGAUCGGGGUACUGCUCGAGCUACGGCUACGGGUCGGAGCGGUGUUCUUACUGCGAGCGGCUGCGGUUCGAGGGGCCCGGGUACUACGGCGGCGUGGGCAUUUGCAGGGAUCGUUAUGGUCGGCCUGCGUUGUGCAGGCCGAGAAGGGUUUUGGUUGAGAAGAAGACUGUGAAGAAGUAUUACUACUAA
Molecule: messenger RNA, 567 nt
Organism: Colletotrichum phormii
Lineage: Eukaryota; Fungi; Ascomycota; Sordariomycetes; Glomerellales; Glomerellaceae
Exons: 2
Coding region: 1-567 (188 amino acids)
Source: RefSeq, a predicted model, not a curated record